This is a messenger RNA of Prionailurus viverrinus (fishing cat), 666 nucleotides long. It is a transcript of the gene LHFPL5, whose product is annotated as LHFPL tetraspan subfamily member 5. The transcript has 3 exons. Lineage: Eukaryota; Metazoa; Chordata; Mammalia; Carnivora; Felidae. The coding region runs from base 1 to 666 and encodes 221 amino acids. The record is from RefSeq and is a predicted model, not a curated record. Gene Ontology annotation, biological process: sensory perception of sound; detection of mechanical stimulus involved in sensory perception. Gene Ontology annotation, cellular component: plasma membrane.
AUGGUGAAGUUGCUGCCCGCCCAGGAGGCAGCCAAGAUCUACCACACCAACUAUGUGCGCAACUCGAGGGCUGUGGGUGUGAUGUGGGGCACACUCACCAUCUGUUUUUCGGUGCUUGUUAUGGCCCUCUUUAUCCAGCCCUACUGGAUUGGUGACAGCGUUAACACACCCCAGGCAGGCUACUUUGGCCUUUUCUCCUACUGUGUGGGCAACGUGCUGUCCUCUGAGCUCAUCUGCAAGGGUGGCCCACUGGACUUCUCUUCCAUUCCUUCUAGAGCUUUCAAGACUGCCAUGUUUUUUGUGGCCUUGGCCAUGUUCCUCAUCAUUGGCUCCAUCAUCUGCUUUAGCCUCUUCUUCGUCUGCAACACGGCCACUGUCUACAAGAUCUGUGCAUGGAUGCAGCUGGCUGCAGCCACAGGCCUCAUGAUCGGCUGCCUGGUCUACCCGGAUGGCUGGGACUCAAGUGAGGUGCGACGCAUGUGUGGGGAGCAGACGGGCAAGUACACGCUGGGUCAGUGCACCAUCCGCUGGGCCUUCAUGCUGGCCAUCCUCAGCAUCGGAGACGCCCUCAUCCUCUCCUUUCUGGCCUUCGUGCUGGGCUACCGGCAGGACAAGCUCCUCCCCGAUGACUACAAGGCCGAUGGAAAAGGUCAUCUAUUUCCCUGA